GGCGGGGGGGCCGUGUCUGUGUGUGUGUGUGUCUGUCUGUCUGUGUGUGUGUGUGUGAGGGCGGUGAGUGCGUGGCCGCCGGGCGCCGCCGCCGCCGCGAGGUGCGCGGCGAGCCCCGCGUUCGCCAUUACGAGUUGAGCACACGCUUGCGAGAGCCGGGGCUGCCGCCGGCGCGGAUCGCCCGCGGGUGCGGCGCGCAGUGUAAAUAAAGCCCUGCCUCUCGCCCCGCCGGCUGCCGCCGCCGCCGCGGAGUGCUUUUGCUCCGCGUUUUGCUGGCAGGAGCGUGUAACCCAGGUGAAGGCAGAGAAGGGAGGGUUGUUUUUAUGAAUGGGACUCUUUGAGGUUAAUUAGGCUGAUUGGAGUCCAGAUCCCGAGGAAAUCUCCCGAUCAAAUGCACAGUAAAUAAAAACACUGAGCUAAGACUCGUGGAAGAGCUGCAGAAUGGAUGGAUUUUAUGACCAGCAAGUGCCUUACAUGGUCACCAAUAAUCCGCGUGGGAGAAACUGUAAUGAGAGACCGACAAAUGUCAGGAAAAGAAAAUUCAUUAACAGAGACCUGGCUCAUGAUUCAGAAGAACUCUUUCAAGAUCUGAGCCAAUUACAGGAGACAUGGCUUGCAGAAGCUCAGGUACCUGACAAUGAUGAGCAGUUUGUGCCAGACUAUCAGGCUGAAAGUUUGGCUUUUCAUGGUCUCCCUGUGAAAAUCAAGAAGGAACCCCAUAGCCCAUGUUCGGAACUUGGCUCCGCUUGCAGUCAAGAGCAACCAUUCAAGUUCAGUUAUGGGGAAAAGUGCCUGUACAAUGUCAGUGCCUAUGAUCAGAAACCACAAGUGGGAAUGAGGCCCUCCAACCCACCGACGCCAUCCAGCACUCCCGUGUCACCGCUGCACCAUGCCUCCCCAAACUCCGCUCAGACUCCUAAACCUGACCGGGUUUUCCCUACCCACCUCCCUCCAUCCCAGUCCAUUCAAGACAACAGCUUCCCUAUGGAUCACAGAUUUCGCCGCCAGCUCUCUGAACCUUGCAAUUCUUUCCCACCUUUGCCUGCAAUGCCAAGGGAAGGACGUCCAAUAUAUCAGCGCCAGAUGUCUGAACCAAACAUCCCUUUCCCGCCUCAAGGUUUUAAGCAGGAGUACCACGAUCCAGUUUAUGAACACAACGCUAUGGUUGGCAGUGCUGCCAGUCAAAAUUUCCCCCCUCCUCUGAUGAUUAAACAGGAACCUAGGGAUUUUGCAUAUGAUUCAGAAGUGCCUAGCUGCCAUUCCAUUUACAUGAGGCAAGAAGGCUUCCUGGCUCACCCAAACAGAACAGAAGGCUGCAUGUAUGAAAAGGGACCUAGGCAGUUUUAUGAUGACACUUGCGUUGUUCCAGAGAAGUUUGACGGAGAUGUCAAACAGGAGCCAGGCAUGUAUCGCGAAGGACCCACGUAUCAACGGCGAGGCUCGCUUCAGCUCUGGCAGUUCUUGGUAGCUCUUCUUGAUGACCCGUCAAACUCUCACUUCAUAGCAUGGACUGGCCGAGGCAUGGAGUUCAAGCUGAUUGAGCCAGAGGAGGUGGCACGUCGCUGGGGGAUUCAGAAAAACAGGCCAGCUAUGAACUAUGAUAAACUUAGCCGAUCGCUUCGCUAUUAUUAUGAAAAGGGAAUCAUGCAAAAGGUGGCUGGAGAAAGAUACGUCUACAAGUUUGUUUGUGACCCUGAAGCGCUUUUCUCCAUGGCUUUUCCCGACAACCAGCGCCCCUUACUGAAGACUGACAUGGAGCGCCAUAUCAAUGAGGAGGACACUGUGCCUCUGUCCCACUUUGAUGAGAGCAUGGUCUACAUGCAGGACGGAGGCUGCUGCAACACCCACCCCUAUAACGAAGGCUAUGUCUAUUAACAACAGUGACACUGAAGGGGUGUUUCCCCCUCCCUCAAGCUUCUCCUCUUUCCCAAGACCCGGAGGAAAGCUGAAUCGACUUCAGUUUGUUUUUUAAAUAGUACACUAAAAAGGGGCUUUUCCUGUUGCAUUACUCCUAUGGUCUGCCAUGGACAGCGCACUUUAUUUGAAAGGGGAGGGUUGGAACCUAAAUGUUAUUCUGUGUAAAAGGAGGAAAAGGGUGGGUUUGCUUUUUACUUAAGUUUGGGAAGGGAACAUACAGGUUUUAAGUACAAAAAAAGCUAUAUCAUGUCUGUUUUGUUUCAUAUCAGCAUAAGAUAUUGUACAUUUUCUCUGGGUAUCCGUAGUACAGUUAAUUCUCAUUGUGCAAAAUAACCACUUUUGAUGAUGAUAUCAGCACAGCAUGCCUAAGGCAUUUGUUUCUUGCCAUUCCUAAUUGUCUUUCUGCAGUAAUAAAAGAGAAGCAAAGAAUAUACCACAGCAUUUAAUUUAGAAGUUUGCAGUGGCAGAACUUGUACCUUGCCUCUGUGAACAACCAGAUAGUUUUCCUAUUUUUUUUUCAUUUUUUUCUUUCUUUUUCUUUUUUUUUUUUUGUGUGGUUUUUUUUUUUUUGUUUGUUUGUUUGUUUUUGUUUGGGGUUUUUUUUGUGCAUGACUUCAAAAAAAAUCCUAUUUAAUGACAGACUGGCCAUAAGUACAGUGACCAAGCAGUGAAAUCCUUGACUUCAGACUGUAGGCUGCAUGCUGUAUCUGGUGCCACAUUGCUAUACAUAUAUGGCCCAUGCUAUGGUGUUGAUUUUUCAAGAUCCAUUUGAGCGUAGUAAUUACAUGGAGUAGGCUUUCUGAUGAUCAUGUCAGCAUUAAAUACAGCAUCAUGAUCAGGAGGGAGAAAACAUUUUGUAUCCUUCCAUUUCCUUUGGUACAUAAAUAAGUUAUUUAAUCAAUAGGAAUUAACUGUACUAAGUCACAUAUCUAAUUAUGCUGUUUAGACACAGCAAGCACUCCUUGAGAAAAAUAUCCAAUACACUAAAUAGGUACUUUAGUAAUUUUUAGACACGGUACCCAUUAAUAUGCAUUUAAACCUUUUACUGCUGUGUUAUGUUGAUAACAUAUAUAAAUACUAGAUAAUGCUAAUGCUUCUGCUGCUGUCUUUUUCUGUAAUAUUCUCUUUGAUGCUGAAUUUACUAUGACCAUUUAUAAGCAAUGCUGUAACUACAGGUAGCAUUUCAGGACAAAAUAGAUGACUUGAACCAUUUAUUGCUUAGAAAAUAGCUUACGCCAUAGCUGUGCUAUAAGCAGCUUUUAUGCGCAUCCACAAAUGACUAGUAAGCUUCAGCUUGCUAAGGAAAGCUCUGCAGAACCUUUUGUAAUUUUCGGUGGAACAGAGAUGAACUGUCAAAGAAUACCAUGAAGUUGCUGUAUGACGUUGUAGUGCUGGCACUGGUGUUACCAAUCAGUUUGUUUUGGACACUAAAUGUAAAUGUGAUUGGAUAUGCUUGGAAGACAAUUUAAAUUUUGAGGGGUUUUUUUUGGUUGUUUUGUUAUUUUUUCAAAUUGUUUUAUUUUUAGAGAGGGGUUACCUUGGACACAAACCACAACAUGAUAUUCUGUAUGUAAAACAAAAACAAAAAGCGGCAAACCCCUAAAAGUUUAAAAUAUUUAUGAGCACCUUUUUUGAAAUACAAUAAUUCAUAUGUUGAAGGGGUGGAGAGGGAGCUAAGAAUUGGAUUUAAUUUUUUGCCCAGUGAAAUUUAAAUAGUUGUUUAUUAAGUACCUCAUUUGCCUAGAUUGUCAAGAAGAGGGACAAAAAUAAAUAUAUAACCAUAAAAAGACAAGAAUAACUUUCGUCAUAAUGGAUGGAUUUCAAAGACAGUCCUAGGUGGUGGGUUAAUCUUCCAUCCUUUGUCAGUUAAGACACUACUUAAGUUAUGAAUAUUUUAAUACACAUUUAAUCAAAAGUAAAGAAGUAGUGGUCACUAGAAACCACAGGUGCAUAAAAAGCAUUUGGGCAGGUAUUUAAUUUACCCAGAUCCAUGAGACAACAUAUUUUAUGAUAUAUGCCUUAAUAUGCCACCUAAUUCUGUCAUUCAUAGAUCUCAAUGGCACUUAAAUACUUGGUGAUCAACUGAGAAAAAGAAGUCUAAAAUUGCAGAAUUAGCAAAAAGGAAAGGGAAAAUGUUCAGUAAUAUUGUUUAAAAAAAUGUGGUUUCCAUUGAAAUAAGGUUCAAAUGAAACAUGCUUUGAUGAAAAGUCCUUGGAUUGGUUUUGGUUCUUUAAUGUCAGCACAGAGCGCCUCUUGCCUGUGGCAGGAUGUGGGUAUCUGGGAAAGGGGUUGGAAAAAAAAAAAAAAGGAAAAAAAAAGAUUUACAAAUUGCAUCAAAUGUGUAAUAUUUAAGAAGAAAAAAAAAAUAUAUAUCUGUAUACGGUAGUGACUCACUGAACAAAACAAGCAGUUAGACAAACAUUACAUGAUCUCUCAGCAGAAGACAAAAAGGUCUUUCACUGAACUGAUUAACCCUUUUUAAAAUGUACCUAAGAGGUUUAUUUAAAGUCUAUUUUUAUUCCACUUUUUUGUUUGUUUGGGGUUGGAGGGUUUUUUUGUUUUGUUUUGUUUGGGGGUUUUCAGGUAGAAUAAUAAAUCUGGCAGCUGAUUUCUGCAAGAUUGUUGUGUAUUGGAUUCCUAAAAAUUUGGAUUGGAGAGGCCCCUGCAGAAAGGUUUAUCCUUUAGGGAGAGGAGAGGAUGGUCUGUCCCCAGUGCCUAGAAUGGCUUGCUUCAAAGGGUAACAAAAAUAAAUGAAAAAAAAAAAGAAAAAUGAAAAAAAAAGAACGGGGUAAAAAAAGGUGGUAAAUGUACAGUUCAUGUGUAUAUAUAUGAGUUAUAGCCAGGAGUUAGAUUACCAAAGCAUUGUAUUUGACUGGCAAAAGGGAGGAGGAUGGUCUAUGUAUGUCUUGGGAUUGAUUCCUACUAAGAACACUUGUACAUUUUCAGAGGACCUUUUAAUACCCUACUGGAUUUGAAUGUGGGAUGUCUGGGGCCGGGGUAAGGGGGCUGGGUUUUCCUUUGGUUGCUUUGGGGGUGUUUUGUUUUGUUUUCAAGCUGUGCUGCAAGUGGAGGGAAUAUGCAGCUUUCCUUUUUUAGUAGGAUCUGUAAUAGAAUGAGCUUGUCUCUGUUUGCUCGUCUGUCUCUGUGCUGGGCAGAGCAGUGGGGCAGACAGGGAAGAGCUGCUGUGAAGCAAAGUCAGGAGGCAUCGCUAGAAAGACCCAGCUCUGUGGAACAGCUGAAGGCACUCAGCUUUCAUGUGCCAUCGCAGAUCACUUGCACAAAUAGCUGAACACAGGUGAAGUUAGUGAAGGACUUAGCAGAUUCCCUCAGAAUCCAUUUGAGAGAGUUAACAUUGCAAGUUUAGGACAAUUUCUUUUUCUUUAGGGAUACAACUUCCGUGGCAAAGAGUCUGCCCUUUUCUCUCCAAGGUUACACCAGUCUAACUUUCUUACAUUAACAACCUUAACAUUACAUUCACUGAAAGAGCAAAUUUCAUCUGCUUCUCAGACCAAAUCUGCUUGCUCUCCUGACCGUGGUAUGGUGAGGUUAACAGGGGAAAGUGGGAAAAUCAUAAGCAUAAAUGCUUUUCCUAAGAAAAUCAUAAACAUAAAUCAUAAGCAUAAAUGCUUUUCCUAAGAAAUUCCCUGCAAAGAGCCCUUUGCUCAGAAUCUUUUAAUCUUUGGGAUUGUCUGCUAUAUGGGACUAUUCCCCAGGGAUUAAUGCUUAGAGUUUUAUUGCCCUUGACAUCUGACUGGGUUGAGCUUCAAGUCCAUUUUCACUGGACAAUAUCAUCUAUUAAAUAUUUUUGCCUUCUUUGUGGCUUUUUUUUUUUUGUUUUGUUUGGUUGGUUUUUAAUAGCAGGAAACAGAUCAAUGUGUACAAAAGGUAUUAUGAGGAAAUCUUUGAGUUGUUAAUGGCUCUACUUUCUCCUCUGAAGAGCAUUAGCUUCAGUUCAUGUAUUACAGGUAAUAGCACCCAUAAACAGCCCUAUUCAGUGCUCACAUUAAUAGUACUGAGGACUUUCCUAAAUAGUCUCCUUCAAAGAUUUUUUUGGGAGUCUUAAUUAAUAUGGUAUCUUAUACUCUAAGAAUCACCACUUUGGAAUACUCCUCUAACAUAAGAGCCUAGGAUCUAGUAAUAAGAGCCUAGGAAAUUAAUUUCUCAGUUCUCUGCUUAUCUGAGGGUUUUUCUGUUGUGUGUUUGAGUUUUUGGUUGUUGGUUUUUUGUGGGUUUUUGUUUUGUUUUUGUUGUGUGGUUUGUUUGUUUUUCUGAUUUUGUUGGUUUUAGUUUGGCUUUGUAUGAGAGGCUACUCUGCUUGGAAAGGAGGUAGCAGCUGAGAGCAGGUGCCUCUGCAUCAGAAACCCCAGUUCAAAGUCCACUGCAUUUUGCUAAGCUACCAGGCUGAGAACUAGAGUAUCUGCAAUACAGCACUGAGCCCUGCCCUCCCUGUGCUCUUGCAGAAGAGGGAACGACAGUGCACUGUCUGUUGUUUCUUCUGCUACAUGAGCAGUAAUCUCUGGAAGAGCAGCAGGAUGGAAAGCUGGGGGCAGUAGCAUUUUAAAAAUGCAGGAUUACCCAGAUCUGUCUGUCUGAAAUGCCAAAAAUGCAUCAGCCAAGUGCUGUCCCUUACCCCCCAGCUUUCAUGAUUGUAUAGGUAGGUAAAGUUAACUUCAGUCUGCAGGAGGUUGAAAUAUUGGUUUCCUCCCUGAACACCAAUUUAAUUUCUGUGAGAAGGAAAUAUCUGUGCCAUCUUCUUAUGUAAUAGUCUGAAAAUGUCUAUGAAGUGUCUUGUUGACAUUUUCCCAAAGAACUUUUUUUCUGUGUGAAAAUGCCACAACACGCAUCACCAAAAGAAAGGGUGAAUAAACUCCAAGAAGUUAUCCAUACAUCAGGCUCUCCAAAGCUAUAGUAGUAUUUACUCUAGCAAUGUAUCAUGUCUUUAAUACUGCUAUAUUGUCCUUAUUACAUAGUUUCAUUGGGCUGACCUCAAAAAUACUCAGUGUACCUUGAAAUUUUGUUCGUUUUAAAUGAGCUUUUAAAUGAGUUACAGGAAGGUAACCCUGAGGCAGGGUUACAAUCAAGCAUUUGGAUCUGGUAAGCCAUAACUCUUUGUCUUUGCUCUUACAAAGCUCUGUGGGCAUGUAUGCCCAUAUAAAUGCUUUUUAGUUCUGUGGCAGAUAGGAAAUUACAGCCACUGCCUAGAUUUGGGGGGUGAGGGUGGUUUGGUAGUUUUUGAGUAUCUACAACUGGCUUUGUUUCAGAAGGAAUGUCUAUAUGUAUUACUUUCCACAGUUACUUUCCAAGUAACCAGGUAGAGAAUUGGUGUCCAAAAGAGCAUUUUUGCUGUGUAAUUUACAGUAGAGGCUAUGGUAUUUCCUUGCUGCUUUCCUAGAAAGGAAAGAGUUGAGACUUCACCAUUUUCUUUUCCACUCCCUUCAGAGACAGGACCCAGCUGAUCUAUCUGAGGAUAGUUUAAGUCAAUUCUUCAAUUACCCAUAGUAUUUUAGUGAGCAAUCAGUACAGUGGCACUUUAUAGAAGCUCAGGUGCAGAGUGUUGAGUAUUUUAGAUGUACUGCUUUCUAUGGUAUCUUUCUAUGGUGGCUUUCAGUCAAAAUCUUGCAUGGGCAGUGGCAUAUGGCUAUGCCACCUAAAUAGAGGCAGAGAGAGAUUUUUUGUAGAGGCACCAGCUCCCCAGCUUGAGACAUUUGCUGAAAUCUGCAGUUUAGGCUGAUUCCUGGCCAGCCAGAGUGAGUCUGCCGUGGAAGAUCUGACAAGGAACUCAGUGUGUAUGCAGAAGACCAGAGAGAGCACAAUCCCAGCCUGCUUGAGUGAGGAAGCACAGAGAUGGGGAAAAGUCUGUCAGGGGCAAUCUGGCUCUACCAAGUGGCUACUCCAGAGCUGAUUAGUACAGGAAGAAGGAGGUUAUAUGACCGAUACAGUAAAUCACAAAGAUAAUUAUUUGAAUGACAUGCUGCAGGAGAAUCAUAAGAAAUUAUGGAAAGUAAUAAACUCUGUAAACAGCAGUGAUUUUUUAAGACCCUGGUGCUUGUGGGAGUGCUUCAGGAAAGGGAAGAGAGAAAGUAAAACACAGAAAGGGAUAAUAUUAGAUGAGAACAACCGGAGUCAAACCAUGAACUGCAUUAAGGGACUUGGAAGAUUGCAGUGUUUUAGAUAAAAGGAAGGGACUAAGAUAAGUGCGGAGUCAGUACACUGAGAUAAGAGCAAGAGAGAAAAGGUAAUUGGAGGCAGUGCACUUUGUGGUCAGUGGGCCAAAUGUGUUAGGCUCAGAGCUGCUCUGGGGAUGUGUAUGGCCCUGGUAGCAUAUCACCAAGGACAAGAAUAUCAGCUCUGACUUUGGAGCGAUUGUUGAUUAUUUAGUAAAAUCAUCUGUACAGUGUUUGGUAGUUGUUAAAAACAAGAUACUGGAAUAUGCAGAGAGUGUUUGGGGCUGUAAAUGUAAUGUCUUUUUCAUCCCACUAUACUAAAAAAACCCAACAAAAUCCACAAACACAAAAUAAGAAAGAAUACCUUUCAGGAUAAUGGGGCAGAUUGUGGGUUGGUAUAACUCAGCUUGGUUUCCUUGAAAUCAGCUAUGUAGCUUUAUGUUAACAGAGGCUAUAGCUUGUAUUUGGUAAUGUGUAUGCCUGUCUAGCAUAGAAUAUACACAGGAUUUUUUUAUUUGUUGCAUUAUUCAGAAAGAUAUACAAAUGAUGAAGACCUGGGGCAUAGCAUGAGACCAACAAUAAAACAUGAAAUUCAACAAAA
Motacilla alba alba is the source of this 8682-nucleotide messenger RNA. It is a transcript of the gene ETV1, whose product is annotated as ETS variant transcription factor 1. Gene Ontology annotation, molecular function: DNA-binding transcription factor activity, RNA polymerase II-specific; sequence-specific DNA binding. Lineage: Eukaryota; Metazoa; Chordata; Aves; Passeriformes; Motacillidae. The record is from RefSeq and is a predicted model, not a curated record. Gene Ontology annotation, cellular component: nucleus. The transcript is spliced from 13 exons. The coding region runs from base 442 to 1875 and encodes 477 amino acids. Gene Ontology annotation, biological process: regulation of transcription by RNA polymerase II; cell differentiation.